ACCUUUACAGUGUUGUCAUCACAAAAGUGCACAGUCAAGCCAGUCAUCAGUGUUUCGGGAAUCAGUUUUCAGACAGAAAGCUUCAAUUCUAUCGCCACUACUAACUCUCAUACCUUUUCUUGCUUUUCUUCUGACGAAAAGAAAGAUUAAAUUCAAAUUUAUCUCCUGGAUUAAUCACAUUGCGUCUGAAAAUGCCAGCCGCCGAGAAGAAAAAGGUCGAGACGCCAGCACCGGCUCCUGGUAAAAAAGUUGAAGAAGAGAAAAAUGAACUGUCUGAAGAAGACCAACAUUUACAAGAUGAGUUAAACAUGUGUGUGGAGCGUUUGGUGGAAAACAAUUCAGCUCUGUACAUGGCAGCUUUGGAAAGUCUGCGCACUUUGAUCAGGGCGUCCACGACUUCAAUGACAAGCGUCCCUAAGCCACUUAAAUUUCUCAGGCCUCAUUUUGACACUUUGAAAGAGGUCUUCGAAAAAAUUCAGGAUCCUCAAACAAAGCAGUUUUGUGCUGAUGUUAUCUCUGUCCUGGCGAUGACCAUGAGCGAGACUAGGGAGUGCCUGAAGUACCGCCUGCUUGGAUCUGAGGAUCAAAUUGGAGAGUGGGGCCAUGAAUACGUCAGGCAUUUAUCUGGCGAAAUUGCUGCUGAUUGGGCUGACUCUGAUGAUCAGGCUCAUGAAAGACUGUUGGUUCUGGUUCGACAAAUCAUCCCAUACAACAUGGCUCACAAUGCUGAAGCUGACGCUUGCGACCUGUUAAUGGAAAUCGAGCAUCUUGAUAUUCUAGAACAAUUUGUGGAUGAGGGCGCUUACCAUAGGGUUUGCCUCUACCUUACAAGUUGUGUGCCCUAUGUCCCUGAUCCAGAGAACACAAUCCUCUUGGAAACAUCACUCAAGCUGAAUAUGAAAUUCAACCAGCUUCCUCAAGCCAUGCUUCUGGCAAUGCAGUUAAAUGACAUGGAAAAAAUCCGAAACAUCUUCAUUCAAUGCACUGAUCCGUCGAUGCAAAAGCAGCUGUCAUACAUGCUUGGAAGGCAACAGAUUUGUCUUGAGAUUGAUGAUAGUGAAGUGAAAGACAGUGAGGAGCUUGUUGAGAUCAUGUCUAACAACCAUCUCAACCAUCAUUUCUUGAACCUGGCAAGAGAGCUGGACAUCAUGGAACCUAAAGUGCCUGAGGAUGUGUAUAAGUCGCAUUUGGAGAAUGUGCGUGCCACUUUUGGCGGAGGCCAGGUUGAUUCUGCCCGUCAAAAUCUCGCAGCAAGUUUUGUCAACGGCUUUGUUAACGCGGGAUUUGGACAAGACAAGCUCUUGAUGGAUGGUGGUACCAAGUGGCUCUACAAGAACAAGGAGCAUGGAAUGAUGAGCGCCACUGCUUCACUGGGAUUGCUACUCCUUUGGGACAUUGAUGGAGGCCUCACCCCGAUUGACAAGUAUCUGUACUCAGCUGAGGAUUACAUUAAGUCAGGAGCCUUGCUUGCUUGUGGGAUGGUCAACUGUGGUGUGCGCAGCGAGUGCGACCCAGCCUUGGCUCUCCUCUCUGAUUACGUCAUGCACACUAGUAACGUGAUGAGACUUGGUUCUAUCCUGGGACUUGGGCUGGCUUAUGCAGGCUCAAAUCGCAGUCAAGUGCUUAAAGUCUUGACCCCUGUGCUGAGCGACCCUAAAGCAAACAUGGAGGUCAUUGGUGUCACCGGUCUUGCUUGCGGCAUGAUUGCUGUUGGCUCGACCAACUCCACUGUCACCAACGCCAUCAUGCAAACUCUGAUGGAACGCUCUGAGGCUGAUUUAAAAGAAACUUUUGCGCGCUUCCUCCCUCUUGGAUUGGGGCUGUGCUACUUGGGCCGUCAAGAGCAAGCUGAUGUCCUCAUUGAGUCCCUUGGAGUUAUAUCGGAGCCGUUCAGAUCGAUGGCAGUCACAAUGGUUGAGGUGUGCGCGUACGCAGGCACCGGAAACGUCCUUAAAGUCCAAAAAUUGCUACACAUCUGCAGCGAGCACUACGAAACACCUGAAAAGGAAGAGAAGAAACAUGACAGGAAGGGCAAGGACGACAAGAAAGAUGACAAAAAGGAUGACAAGGAGGAUAAGGAGAAAGAUCUGACUGCCAGGCAAGCUAUAGCAGUUAUUGGUAUUGCACUUAUUUCGAUGGGAGAAGACAUUGGCGCUGAAAUGGCAUACCGCACAUUUGGUCACUUGCUCCGAUACUGCGAGCCUGUGAUUAGAAGAGCUGUUCCCUUGGCCCUUGGUCUGAUUUCUGUGUCAAAUCCUAAACUCAACAUCUUGGACACUCUGAGCAAGUUCUCGCACGACAGUGAUGCAGAAGUGGCUCACAACGCAAUCUUCGCCAUGGGUAUGGUCGGUGCAGGCACAAAUAAUGCAAGACUUGCUGCGAUGCUUCGUCAAUUGGCCCAGUACCACGCCAAAGACCCAAACAAUCUGUUUAUGGUUAGAAUUGCUCAGGGUCUGGCUCACCUGGGCAAGGGUACCCUCACCCUGUCCCCUUACCACAGUGGGCAUCAACUGAUGAGCCCUGUGGCUGUGGCAGGACUGAUGGCCACUCUUGUCAGCUUCCUUGAUGUCAAAUCCAUUAUUCUUGGAAAAUCACACUAUCUUCUGUACACUCUGGUAGCAGCGAUGUCACCAAGGAUGCUUGUCACUCUUAGCGAGGAUUUCCAGCCUCUGCCUGUUCCAGUUCGAGUUGGAAUGGCUGUCGACGUAGUUGGUCAAGCAGGCAAGCCAAAGACCAUUACCGGUUUUCAGACUCACACGACCCCAGUAUUGCUGGCCCAUGGCGAAAGGGCUGAGUUGGCUACAGAAGAGUACAUUCCUCUUAGCCCCAUCAUGGAGGGAUUUGUGGUGCUUAGAAAAAAUCCGGAGUAUGAAGCAUGAAUUUUGAAUCGAUUACAUUGAUUUAAGUGCAAACUUAUUGUUAAUAAUAUCUGAAUUGAUGUUUAGGAUUAAUUUAAUAAAUCACUUUGUCUUGA
Messenger RNA from Cloeon dipterum, 2974 nucleotides. RefSeq names its product regulatory particle non-ATPase 1 (gene Rpn1). Bases 192 to 2879 code for a protein of 895 amino acids. NCBI's taxonomy places the organism in Eukaryota, Metazoa, Arthropoda, Insecta, Ephemeroptera, Baetidae. The record is from RefSeq and is a predicted model, not a curated record. Gene Ontology annotation, biological process: proteasome-mediated ubiquitin-dependent protein catabolic process; regulation of protein catabolic process. Gene Ontology annotation, molecular function: enzyme regulator activity. Gene Ontology annotation, cellular component: proteasome regulatory particle, base subcomplex; proteasome storage granule; nucleus. The transcript is spliced from 14 exons.